This is a messenger RNA of Lagopus leucura (white-tailed ptarmigan), 602 nucleotides long. RefSeq names its product zonadhesin-like. Bases 258 to 602 code for a protein of 114 amino acids. The record is from RefSeq and is a predicted model, not a curated record. NCBI's taxonomy places the organism in Eukaryota, Metazoa, Chordata, Aves, Galliformes, Phasianidae. The transcript has 2 exons.
CCUGCCCCGUGGGCACCCAGCCCCAGCUCUGCAGCCCCCUCUGCUCCCAGAGCUGCACCAGCCUCUCCUCCCCCCCCCAAUGCAGCACCCACUGCUUCGAGGGCUGCGCCUGCCCAGCAGGAGAGCUGCUCAACGGGGACGAAUGCGUCACCCCCGACGCCUGCGGCUGCCUGCACCGCGGGCGCCUCUUCCAGAUCGCUGACACCGUCCUCUCGGCCGACUGCAGCCAGACCUGCACAUGCCGUUCUGCAGGGGGCAUGGAAUGCAAACCAACCGGUUGCCCAUUCGGCCAAGUUUGCACCACGGAAGACGGCGUCCGUGUGUGCAAAGAGGAACCCGGGCGUUGCACCUUGGUCCCUUCCUCACGUUUCCUGUCCUUCGAUGGCAACCAAGGGGCCACCGCGGCCGUCGGGAUCUACGUGGUGGCUUCUCUUUGUCACCACGGUCACCCGCAUUGGUUUCGGUUGCUGGCUGACGUGGCGGAGGAUGAGGACAGAGCAGUGGUGGCGGCGUUGCAUCUCUACAGCCGUGCUGCUUUCGUCACCGUCCGGAGGGAUAAGAAAGUUUGGGUAGGUGGUCUUCCGUGCUUUGGUCGCAGCUGA